Molecule: messenger RNA, 1868 nt
Organism: Ilex paraguariensis (yerba mate)
Lineage: Eukaryota; Viridiplantae; Streptophyta; Magnoliopsida; Aquifoliales; Aquifoliaceae
Source: the annotation of a GenBank genome assembly
GAAAUCUGCUCCAUCUAACGCAACAUCAUAUGAAUUUUUUUUCAAAUGUGAAGGUGAUCAGGUGACAGAAAAUGGCUCCAAAUUCUAAACUCUUGAUGGGGAUUCUGAUAAUGUGUUGCUGGGCAGCCAUGGUAGAAACAGAAUAUGUGAAGUAUAAAGAUUCAAAACAGUCACUAAGUGUUCGAAUCAAGGACCUGAUGAAUCGGAUGACUCUGGAGGAAAAAAUUGGCCAAAUGACACAGAUAGAACUCUCUGUGGCUUCAGCUGAGGUCAUGAAGAAGUAUUACAUUGGGAGUGUAUUGAGUGGUGGAGGCAGUGCUCCGGCUAAAAAGGCUUCUGCUGAGACCUGGAUCAAUAUGGUGAAUGAUUUCCAAAAGGGUUCCUUAUCCACCCGUCUUGGGAUACCGAUGAUUUAUGGGAUUGAUGCUGUUCAUGGUCACAACACAGUGUACAAGGCAACGAUUUUCCCUCACAAUAUUGGUCUUGGAGCUACAAGGCAAGUAUGUAGAGAUCCAAGAUGGGGUCGGUGUUAUGAAAGCUACAGCGAAGAUCCCAACAUUGUCCGAGCAAUGACUGAGGUCAUACCGGGAUUACAGGGAGAUAUCCCUGCUAAUUCUGUAAAGGGUGUUCCCUUUGUUGGUGGAAAGAAAAAGGUUGUGGCCUGUGCCAAGCACUAUGUGGGGGAUGGUGGUACAACUGAAGGCAUCAAUAUGAACAAUACAGUGAUAAGCAGGCAUGGACUUCUCAGCAUCCAUAUGCCACCCUACCGCGACUCAAUCAUCAAGGGCGUGGCAACAGUCAUGGUCUCCUACUCGAGCUGGAAUGGAAUUAAAAUGCACGCUAAUCGCGAUCUUAUCACUGACUAUCUUAAGAACACUCUACGUUUCAGAGGGUUUGUCAUCUCAGAUUGGGAAGGUAUUGAUUUGAUCACUUCUCCACCAUUUGCUAAUUACACAUAUUCCAUUCUAACUGGUAUCACUGCUGGCAUUGACAUGAUCAUGGUGCCACUCCGCUACAAAGAAUUUAUCAAUGAUCUUACUUCUCUGGUAAAGAAUAAAUACAUUCCAAUGACCCGAAUUGACGAUGCAGUGAAAAGGAUUUUACGGGUGAAGUUUGUUAUGGGUCUUUUUGAGAACCCAUUGGCAGAUCUUAGCAUGGCCAAGUACAUAGGAAGUCAGGAGCACAGAGAACUGGCAAGAGAAGCAGUGAGAAAAUCUCUUGUGCUGCUAAAAAAUGGUGAGUCUGCAGAUGAGCCAUUGCUCCCCCUUCCCAAGAAGGCCUCAAAAAUACUUGUUGCAGGAAGCCAUUCGAAUGAUAUUGGCUAUCAGUGUGGUGGAUGGACAAUUGAGUGGCAGGGACAUAGUGGCAACAUCACAGUCGGUACCACAAUCCUCGAUGCCAUAAGGAACACAGUUGACCCGAAAACGAAAAUUGUGCUCAAGCACAACCCUGAUGCUGAAUAUGUCAAAUCCAAGAACUUCUCCUACGCCAUUGUUGUAGUGGGAGAGCCCCCAUAUACAGAAACAUUCGGAGACAGCUUGAAUUUGACGAUUCCCGAACCUGGCCCGAGCACCAUUACAAACGUCUGUGGUGCCGUCAAAUGUGUUGUUGUCCUGAUCACGGGCCGGCCCGUCGUGAUUCAACCUUAUGUUGAUACAAUUGAUGCCCUGGUGGCUGCUUGGCUUCCGGGAACUGAAGGGCAAGGUGUCGCUGAUGUUUUGUUUGGGGACUAUGGUUUUACUGGCAAGCUUCCUCGGACGUGGUUCAAGACUGUUGAUCAGCUUCCAAUGAAUGUUGGGGACAGACACUAUGACCCUCUGUAUCCAUUUGGAUUUGGACUCACCACCACACCUAACAAGGCCAAAUAG